Molecule: messenger RNA, 4221 nt
Organism: Cylas formicarius (sweet potato weevil)
Lineage: Eukaryota; Metazoa; Arthropoda; Insecta; Coleoptera; Brentidae
Exons: 19
Coding region: 310-3705 (1131 amino acids)
Source: RefSeq, a predicted model, not a curated record
CCUGCGAGAUCACGCAAAAAUUGAGGUCCAUGAUUUUUUUAUUUUUAUUAUGGUAUUGGAAAACCCGCGAAAAAAUGAACGCAAAACUAAACCGUACACAAAGCGCCUGCAAUCUACAUAAACAUUAUCGGCUGGGAAUUUCGAAUGCCAAUGCUUAGUCGCUUCAUAGAAAAGCCGGGGGCAGUCUUGGUGUAAUAAAGAUACCAGUAGUCGUUAUAAAUAGGUAUCACUAACCGUGCGAGACUUCACAAUGUUCUAAUUCGCCGCUCGGUUUGUUCGUUGACGUCUCAUAUUGCAAGACUUUUCGUUAUGAUUAAAGUAGCGUUUGCAAUGUUCGUUAUUGUGGAGGGUUGUCUCGCUUAUAAGGGACACCACCAUGCCCAUCGCGAUAGAGAUAGGAAUAGUCCUGCGGUAAGGGCUCCUGCUGGACUUUUUCAAGGGGCCAUACUAAAAUCCAGACUCGGGCGAGAUAUCUAUUCGUUCAGGGGUAUCAGAUACGCCAAAGCCCCUAUAGGUGAACUCAGAUUCAAGCCUCCCGUGCCCAUCGAAACGUUUGAAGGCACUUACAACGCCACACAGUACGGUGCCAUAUGCCCGCAACCCGCUACAGGAGAUCCCAUGUCCGAAGAUUGUUUACUACUCAACGUUUUUACUACCAAAUUGCCCGGAGGACGUCGCAAAAGUGUAAAAAGGCCCGUUAUCGUCUACAUCCACUCCGGAGGUUUCUACUUUAUGAGCUCGUCUUGGUUCGGCCCUCAAUAUUUCAUGGACCAGGAUAUCGUUUUGGUCACCAUCAACUACAGGCUUCAAACCUUAGGAUUCCUCGCCACCGGCGACGAACUGUCCCCGGGCAACAACGGAUUGAAAGAUCAAGUCUUGGCCCUGAAGUGGAUACAAAGCAACAUAGAAUCGUUCGGAGGUGAUCCGAAUGCCGUCACCCUGUUGGGCUGCAGUGCGGGAGCAAUUAGCGUGGUAUCCCACAUGAUUUCGCCCAUGUCCAAAGGUCUAUUUCACCGCGGCAUUGCCCUGAGCGAUUCGGUGCUGGCCCAAUGGGACGUACCUCACGACCAAAUGGAUCUGGCCAAGAGGCAAGCGAGGUUCGUAGGAUGUCCGGACACUUCUUCGUCGGAAAUUAUCGAUUGCUUGAAGACCAAGUCGGCUAAGGAGUUGGGACAAUCGCUGCUUCAAUUCGGGGAGUACGACGGUGAUCCGUUGCUUAUUUGGAAACCCGUGGUGGAAAGGGACUUCGGUCAGGAGAGGUUUUUCCUGGAACAUCCGGUCUUGUCGGUUCAAAAGGGCGACUUCUACAAGGUACCCUUCAUUACUGGAAUAACUGCUGAGGAAUUUUCGUACAAAGCCAUGUAUAUCGUCAACAACGAGACUCUGUUGAACGAAAUGAAUGGAGAUUGGGAUAGGGUGGCACCUAUAUCGUUCCUUUACGAGAGGAACACCAGCCGGUCUAAAUCAAUAAGCGCGGCUUUAAAAAAGUUUUAUUUCAAUGACAGACCCAUCGACAAAUCCUCGGAAGGCAGGCUGGGUGAGCUUUACGCUGAUUCUACAGUGGGAUUCAGCGGCAACAGGGCCAUCAAACUCAUUAGCGACAAGAGCCCGGAGUUGUGUUUUUACUAUCGCUUCAGCUAUCCAGGAAGAUACAGCUUUUUCUACCUUCCCAACACCAACAACAAAACCUACGGUGUCGUCCACCAUGAUGAUUUGAUAUACCUCUUCUACUACCCCAAAUUGUUUCCCUUGUUCGGGGAGAGCACCCCCAAAGAGGUGGAAAUGGUAAAGACGUUGACGGGAUUGUACGCCACAUUUGCCAAAUACGGAAACCCGACCCCGCCGGGUCGCAGUCCUACGAAUGUGGUAUGGGAGCCGUACGACAAAACCACGCAAAAAUAUUUGGACAUCGGCUCAACGUUAGAGAUGAAGACUCAAUUAUACGAAGACAGAUACGCGAUUUGGGAGAAACUUUUCCCAUUAAUGACUACCAUGGAGUCUCGACGUAUGUUUGUAAUAUCGCUUUUUGUUGUUCUUUACGAAAUUUCCAUCGGCAAAGGCGAUGGAAACUUUCCCGUUGUCACAACCCCGUUGGGGAAAAUUCAAGGCUCGCUACUAAAAAGUCGAUUGGGGAAAACAAUAUAUUCCUUUAGAGGAAUUAGAUAUGCCCAGCCUCCCAUUGGUGAGUUAAGAUUCCAGCCUCCAGUGCCCAUAACAAGCUAUGAAGGCGUCUACAACGCAACUGUCGACGGAUACCUUUGCCCACAGCCUUCGGACGAUCCUACAUCGGAGGAUUGUUUAAUCCUCAACGUAUACACCACCAAGCUACCGAAUAUCAAACUCGACGUUAAACACCCCGUCAGACCCGUAAUGGUAUAUUUACAUGCAGGUGGUUGGUACAGCGUGGGAUCAACUAGCAAGUGGGCCGGACCGCAGUACUUUAUGGAUCAAAAAAUUGUUUUGGUGACCUUGAACUACAGAUUGGCCACAUUAGGAUUCUUGGCGACUGGCGAACGAGAGGCCCCCGGCAACAACGGAAUGAAAGAUCAAAUCCAGGCACUGAAAUGGAUUCAACAGAACAUUAGAGCUUUCGGAGGUGAUCCCGACUCAGUCACCUUAAUGGGUUACAGCGCUGGAGGGAUGAGUGUUAUCUUCCACAUGGUGUCACCAAUGUCUAAAGGUUUGUUUCACAGGGGCAUAGCAAUGAGCGGUUCCCCAACGGCCCAAUGGCCGAUAAAGCGGGACCAAUUGGAGCUUGCUCGCAAACAAGCGAGACUAGUGGGUUGUCCCGAUGAUAGUCCGGCAGAUAUCGUCGAAUGUCUGAAAACUAAGUCCGCAGACGAAUUGGGAAAUUCUUUGCCUAGUUUUGCAGAAUUCAAUUACGAUCCCGUUCUGAUUUGGACCCCAGUAAUCGAGAAAGAUUUUGGCCAGGAACGAUUCUUAACAGAUCACCCAAUCGAACUGAUCUUGGCUGAUAAGUUCUACAAAAUUCCUUUCAUCGCUGGGGUGACCACCCACGAAUUUUCUUACAGGGCUUACAAUGUUUUUGAGAAUAGCACAUCGCUGAGACUGCUCAACGAAGAAUGGGAGAGGAUUGCACCGACCGCGUUCAUUUACGAGAGAGACACGCGAUUCUCCAAUGAAGUCAGUGCGGGCUUGAAAAGCUUCUACUUUCGUAAUAAGACUAUCGAUCGAUCUCUGUUUGACUCACUAGGAUUGGUGUACGCCGACUCAGUUAUCGGUUUCGGAGUCAAUAGAGCCAUUAAACUGAUAAGCUCUAAGAACGAUAAGGGAAGUUAUUACUACAAAUUCAGCUACAAAGGAAGGUACAGUCACUUUACCGAUCCUGACACCAACAAAACAAUUGGUCCUGUUCAUCACGACGACUUGAUAUACCUACUCUAUAUAGAGAAAUUAUUUCCGUUCUUUAAUGAAAGUUUUCCCGAGAUCGAGAUGGUCGAUAAUUUAACCAGUCUGUAUUCAAGUUUUGCGAAAUUUGGGUUUGUACGCGGUACAUGGAUGUCUGCUCCCGUUAACAGCAUUUCCCGUUUAAGGGUUCCCGGUGCUGCAUGGGAAUCGUUCUCCUUAGACACUCAGAAAUACAUGGAUAUUGGCGAUCGCCUAACUAUGCGUCGGAGGUUGUACGACGAAAGAUAUCUGGAAUGGGAGAAACUGUUUCCUCUGAGUUUAUAUAAAGAAAAUUAAAUAUAUAAUUCAUGCGAUAUUUACCAGGAACGAGUGAAAUCUAGUAAAUAAAAAUGUGAAAAUCCAAACGAUUUGGAUCGGGCAAUGUUGUAGUGGUUCCAACAGCAACGUCUUAAAAAUGUACCACUCUCUGGAGCUAUCGUAAAACUAAAAACAGAAAAGUUUGCUCAACGGCUUGGCAUUAUCGAUUUCAAGGCUUCGGAAGGAUGGUUGUGACGUUGAAACAGAGACAUGUCGACAGAAAAGUCACAAAAAAAGCAGUCCCUUCAAUUUUGCUAUAUAGAGUUUCGACGGUAUUUAUAUUUAGAUUGUGUGGUUUGUUUAACCUGUUUGUGUCUCAAAGUGCAAGUAAUGAAUAUAAAGUAAAUAUUGGACGAGUUUGUAAAAGCGAUACGCACAUAUAUCUCUGUUGCCGUUUCAGAGCUAUAAAUAAAGCGUGCUUCUAUCUUUGAAUUGGUGAAACAUAAUCACACGGUACCAUGGGUAACAGUAUGAUAACACUACGAUACGAUUUGC